This is a messenger RNA of Colletotrichum aenigma, 1125 nucleotides long. RefSeq names its product ER-derived vesicles protein ERV41 (gene ERV41). The transcript has 3 exons. Gene Ontology annotation, biological process: endoplasmic reticulum to Golgi vesicle-mediated transport; retrograde vesicle-mediated transport, Golgi to endoplasmic reticulum. NCBI's taxonomy places the organism in Eukaryota, Fungi, Ascomycota, Sordariomycetes, Glomerellales, Glomerellaceae. The coding region runs from base 1 to 1125 and encodes 374 amino acids. Gene Ontology annotation, cellular component: endoplasmic reticulum membrane; Golgi membrane; endoplasmic reticulum. The record is from RefSeq and is a predicted model, not a curated record.
AUGAACGGCUGGGACGAGAAGCACGGCAUGGAUGACGACGCCUUCGGGGCGAAGGGGAAUAUUGUCAGCGCUUUCGAUGCUUUCCCCAAGGCGAAACCCCAAUAUGUAACGCGGACGUCGGGCGGCGGCAAGUGGACUGUCGCCAUGGCAGUGAUAUCACUCUUCCUCUUCUGGACCGAGGUCGGUCGCUGGUGGCGCGGUUCUGAAACGCACACCUUCGCCGUUGAGAAGGGAGUUGGACACGAGAUGCAGAUCAACUUGGACAUCGUGGUGCGCAUGCACUGCGACGACCUCCACAUCAACGUGCAGGACGCCGCCGGCGACCGCAUCCUUGCGGCCAGCAAGCUCAAGCGCGACAAGACGAACUGGUCGCAGUGGGUCGACAACAAGGGUAUCCACCGCCUGGGCAGAGACACCAAGGGCAGGAUCGUGACGGGCGAGGGGUGGCAGGAGGAGGAGGGCUUCGGCGAGGAGCACGUCCACGACAUUGUUGCCAUUGGAAAGAAGAGGGCCAAGUGGGCCAAGACACCGAAGCUUUGGGGCGAGGGUGACAGCUGCCGCAUCUACGGCAACUUGGACGUGAACAGGGUGCAGGGCGAUUUCCACAUCACCGCGAGAGGUCACGGAUACAUGGAGUUUGGGGAGCACCUUGACCAUGCUGCUUUCAACUUCUCGCACAUCAUCUCCGAGAUGUCGUUCGGCCCCUUCUACCCCUCGCUUGUCAACCCUCUGGACCGAACCGUCAACGCCGCCAGAAUCAACUUCCACAAGUUCCAGUACUACCUCUCUGUUGUGCCCACCGUCUACACCGUCGGCAAGUCGGCGUCCACCUCCAACACCAUCUUCACGAACCAGUACGCCGUUACCGAGCAGAGCAAGGAGGUCGACGACCACAACGUGCCCGGCAUCUUCUUCAAGUACGACAUCGAGCCGAUUCUGCUGUCCGUGGAGGAGUCUAGGGACGGCUUCUUGCAGUUCCUGAUGAAGAUUGUCAACGUUGUUAGUGGCGUGCUCGUCGCCGGCCACUGGGGCUACACCCUCACUGAGUGGUUCAAGGAGGUGAGGGGCAAGAGAAGAGAGAGGAACGAGGGUUUUAUUGGCACGAAGAAUCAGUAUGACCAGUAG